Pteronotus mesoamericanus is the source of this 1950-nucleotide messenger RNA. It is a transcript of the gene UTP18, whose product is annotated as UTP18 small subunit processome component. The record is from RefSeq and is a predicted model, not a curated record. NCBI's taxonomy places the organism in Eukaryota, Metazoa, Chordata, Mammalia, Chiroptera, Mormoopidae. Gene Ontology annotation, cellular component: small-subunit processome; Pwp2p-containing subcomplex of 90S preribosome. The transcript is spliced from 14 exons. Gene Ontology annotation, molecular function: protein binding. Gene Ontology annotation, biological process: rRNA processing. Bases 122 to 1789 code for a protein of 555 amino acids.
GCUAGUAGGCUGCGCAAGCUUCUUCCAGGGCCCCGGGCCCUCAGCGGCAGCCGAGAACGCAGUGCCUCGGCGCACGCGCAGUGAGGAUCCACGUGAGCGCCUGCGUUUCUUAAACCCAACGAUGCCGCCGGAACGGAGGAGCCGAACGAGACCGAACCGGAGAACCCGGGCGGGGCCGAACCGGAAGACCCGAAUGAAGCCGGACAGGAUAGCCCGAGGGAGACCGGGUGGGCCGCCCCGAAAGGCCGCUUAUUCAUCCCAGCGGAAACUGCCGGCUCGGCCGAGAGCAGCGGCUGCUGCGAUCGCAGUCGCGGCAGAGGAGGAGAGACGGCUCAGGCAGCGGAACCGUCAGACGCUGGAGGAGGACAAGCCGGCCGUGGAGCGGUGCCUGGAGGAGCUGGUCUUCGGCGACGUCGAGAACAACGAGGAUGCGCUCCUGCAGCGUUUGCGAGGCCCACGGGUUCACAUUCAGGAAGACUCAGGUGACUCGGAUGUGGAGAAUGAAGCAAAAGAUAAUUUUCCACCUCAGAAGAAGCCAGUUUGGGUGGAUGAAGAAGAUGAAGAUGAGGAAAUGAUUGACAUGGUGAAUAAUCGUUUUCGGAAAGAUAUGAUGAAAAAUGCCAGUGAAGGUAAACUUUCAAAAGGAGACCUUCAGAAGAGACUUAAGGAAGAAUUCCAGCAUGCCAUGGGGGGAGUACCUGCCUGGGUAGAGAAUCGUAAGCGGAAAACCUCUUCUGAUGAUGAAAGUGAAGAGGAUGAAGAUGAUUUGUUGCAAAGGACUGGGAAUUUCAUAUCCACAUCAGCUUCUCUUCCAAGAGGAAUUUUAAAGAUGAAGCACUGCCAACACGCUAAUGCUGAACGUCCUACCACUGCUCGGGUCUCAUCUGUGCAGUUCCAUCCUCGCGCACAAGUGGUGAUGGUCGCUGCCCUAGAUAACUCUGUGUCACUAUUUCAGGUUGAUGGAAAAACAAAUCCUAAAAUUCAGAGCAUCUAUUUGGAAAAGUUUCCGAUAUUUAAGGCUCGUUUUAGUGCUAAUGGAGAAGAGGUUUUAGCCACAAGUACCCAUAGCAAAGUGCUUUAUGUCUAUGAUAUGUUGGCUGGAAAGUUAAUUCCUGUACAUCAAGUGAGAGGUUUGAAAGAGAAGAUAGUAAGGAGCUUCGAAGUCUCCCCAGAUGGGUCCUUCUUGCUCAUAAAUGGUGUUGCUGGAUAUUUUCAUUUGCUGACAAUGAAGACUAAAGAAUUGAUAAGUAGCAUGAAAAUCAAUGGAAGGAUUGCAGCAUCCACAUUCUCUUCAGAUAGUAAGAGAGUAUACGCCUCUUCUGCGGAUGGGGAAGUUUACGUGUGGGAUGUGAACUCUAGGAAGUGCCUCAACAGAUUUGUCGACGAAGGUAGUUUAUAUGGAUUGAGCAUUGCAGCAUCUAGGAAUGGACAGUAUGUGGCUUGUGGUUCUAAUUGUGGAGUGGUAAACAUAUACAAUCAAGAUUCUUGUCUCCAAGAAACAAACCCAAAGCCGAUAAAAGCUAUAAUGAACUUGGUUACAGGUGUUUCUUCUCUGGCCUUCAAUCCUACCACAGAAAUCUUGGCAAUUGCUUCAGAAAAAAUGAAAGAAGCAGUCAGAUUGGUUCACCUUCCUUCCUGUACAGUAUUUUCAAACUUCCCAGUCUUUAAAAAGAAGAAUAUUUCUCUUGUUCAUACCAUGGAUUUUUCACCAAGAAGUGGAUAUUUUGCUUUGGGGAAUGAAAAGGGCAAGGCUCUGAUGUAUAGGUUGCACCAUUACUCAGACUUUUGAAGAGAUUAUUUGAGAUUCAGUUGAGUCGCAAGAGAAGCCUGUCCUGAUAGAUCUUCUCAGAAACUUUCCAGAAUGUGUGAUAAUAUGUGGAUAAUGAUUUGAGCCAGCUGUACAUAUUUAACAGGAAUAUUUUAAUAAACACAUGGCAACUUUUGUUUGGA